Messenger RNA from Varroa destructor (honeybee mite), 5459 nucleotides. RefSeq names its product TWiK family of potassium channels protein 18-like. Gene Ontology annotation, cellular component: plasma membrane. Gene Ontology annotation, biological process: stabilization of membrane potential; potassium ion transmembrane transport. Lineage: Eukaryota; Metazoa; Arthropoda; Arachnida; Mesostigmata; Varroidae. The record is from RefSeq and is a predicted model, not a curated record. Gene Ontology annotation, molecular function: outward rectifier potassium channel activity; potassium ion leak channel activity.
GCUGUCUCGAGUACUGCCCCUAAAAAUGUUAUUCUUCUGUGGUUCAUUAACGGUCGUACUUAUUGAGUGAAGUCUGCUGUACAGAGCACGGGAAGUUCAUGAACCUCAAACUUGAUUUAAUUGAUCUAUGUUUUUUUUCAAGAAAUUUAAGUAAGGCUCAAGAUAACGAAAGGUUUCGUCUGUUGAAAUUGACAGGUAGUUAUUAAUACCGAAUAAUAACUCCGAAAUAUCUAUUAGUUACUCGACAACAACGUGAAUGCGCAAUGUGACGGGUGUUUACCAAGUAAAGGGAUACGUUACAGAUUUGGCAUCCCCAUCGAACUUGCUUUUCGCUCCACACGGUUUCAAGAGAAAGUGUUACCAUGUGUAGAAUUAAACUGCUAAUUGUUGUGUGAUAUAUUGUACUAUGGGAUCAUCUUGUAAUAACUUGCGAUAACAUCAACGGAUUUAUUUUCCAUAAAAGGUGCCACCUUCAAGAAAGUAUAGUGAUUGUUUGUUCUGCUGCGAUCUUUAGGUGCGUAACAAAAUAAUAUAAACUUAGAACAAGAACGAGACGCUCAUUUCGAAAUUAAAUGAUUGACGCAAGCACUACGGAAAAAGAGAGAUGUUGAAACCUGGCCAAUAAAAACGAUAGUCUUAAUUAAAGUCAUCACUCAUCUGAUACCUGGCUCGUAUCAGGUACUGCUAACUUCUACUUGGAGAGGCCUUGAAGCGAUGUCGGCUUCUUCAUAAGGCCUAUUUCAGUUUCGAGAUGGCUGCUGGUUAAAGGACGUCACGAAGUUUAUCAGUGAUAGCUGUAAACCUUAACAAGAUGAUUCCGCCGAAUCGAAUGUUCGUUUAUACCGAAAUGGUGGAGCACUAGCUGUGGUAAAGAAAUGAGAUUUCAAACAUUUCAAGUUCAGGAUCCAACAGUUUGUUACACGAGUGAUCGGUACUGAUACCCAUUGACUUUGAUACUGCUACCGUUUGGUUGCACUAGUAAACCUCCAGGCAGAUAGCCGAAAAUUUCUGGGCAUGUAAAGCUUCAUUGGAACAAAACCAAAUGGAAGACGUCAAAUCAGAGAUCUCAAUUCCAAAUUCACGGGCAGAUGGAAGCAAAUCUCGUCAGAUUCGAUUUAAACAGUGCUUCAAGGUGUUUCUCACUCAUCUUCUGUCGCAGGUCGGCCUAUGCGUGCUAGUAGUGGCAUACGUGGUUGGAGGAGCUUUUUUGUUCAAGCACAUAGAGGGGGACGCCGAGACUCUUAACAAGCAACAAAUCCGAAGUCAUCGACAGGCAUGUCUUCAAGACAUGUUCAAUAUUACUGAACAACUUAACGUUUUCGAACGCGUGCGCUGGAUAAAAAGCGUUGAAAUACGUUUAAAAAGAUACGAGGAAGACGUCGUAAAGGCAGUUCGCGACAGCGGCUAUGACGGAAGCGACGUUGACCAACCUAUACAAUGGACCUUUUCGGGGGCCUUACUCUACUGCAUUACUGUCAUUACCACCAUAGGCUAUGGUCACAUUGCUCCGAAGACCAAUGAAGGAAAAGUGGCGACAAUCCUAUACGCUCUGGUCGGCAUCCCGCUAAUGCUUCUCUGUUUAUCAAAUAUCGGUAACGUCCUUGCGGGAUCGUUUCGGUUUGCGUAUUCGCGAAUGUGCUGCCUAUGUGCUCCGAUCCCGCCUCCACAACGAAAUUCCGGAACGCUAAAUGGCAUCGACGGGAGCUCUCCAAACGGCCCAAAUCCAGCAUCGCCACCCCGUAUUCCAGUCUAUCUUGUGAUGCUUUUUGUAGCGUCCUAUAUCUGUGUGGGGGCCCUGAUCUUUUCGGGCUGGGAGGGCUGGCGUCUACUCGAUGGUGCCUAUUUCUGCUUCAUAACUCUCAGCACUAUCGGUUUUGGAGAUUUUGUACCUGGACAAAGCACUUUUGGAUUCGAUCCAACGAAUAACGCCAUGCAGGAUAAGGACGCUCAGGCAAAAUUGAUCAUCUGUUGUCUUUACCUUAUCCUUGGGCUCGCCAUAAUCGCUAUGUCGUUUAAUCUCGUCCAAGAGGAGGUGAUCCUUAAGUGCAAGGACGUCGCCCGUCAUUUGCGGCUCCUCGCUCACGUGGAGGAUUAGACGACGCACACUUCCAUCACGUCUAGUCACUCGACCUGGCAGGCCAACAAUUCGCCAGCUAACAACAGUCACCACAGCAUCUACAACAAUCACCAGCAACAACAACUCCUCGUCGCCGCAGCAGCAGUACAACAGCACCAUCAUAGCCCCACUCACUUUAGCAACGUCUACACGAGUGCAGCUGUGACCUACCAGAGGCGGCGUGUGAGUCAAGCUUCGCCAACUCGCCAGCCUUUGUUGGCUCAGUCAACGCCGGCACAUUCUGCUACAUCACUGAACGUGCCCAACAGCUCUGGAACUGUGCCAGUAAUGUGUGUACCGAUGUUUUCCGUCGCGAACGAUAUGACACCGCCGGUGGUGAACGGCGCAGGUAGCCACCAGCUACCCACUGUCGUCGUCGCUGAUGAGCGCGGUAUUCGGCAGCCGCACGUCGAAGUUUUGCUUGAGUCGCCCCCGCCCGAAGUAGCGUUGAUGCUUGAUCCGGACCAAACGGUGCCCUCAAACUGAACUGCCGACAGAUGAAUUAAGAUACAGCGCCUGAUAAGACUGCGUCGGAUACAGCUGGCAACAAGACUCAACGAAGACGGAGCUGGUGGAGUAUACGACGGCCAGUGAAAAGGCGACCCAGUCAUCCAAGUGUGCAGUAGGAGAGGCUCAGACGUACAGUUAUUAUUGAAUGUUAUACCAACCUGGUGCAAUGAGAUGUAAGAAAAUAUGACUCGAAAAUAAUGUGAAUGAUUAUGCCAGCGCUAAAGUGAAACGUGAACGCGCAGCGAAGGCAAAGCUGCAUGUUGAAGGAACAUAUUACUUUCUGUGAGUCGUUGGGAAACGCUACAUAUACGAUUGCGGUCUGAAGUUUCUUUGGCCUGUCCUCACUGAUUUUUUUAUCGACAAAAAAAUUGGUUUUUACGAUGUAUAGGCAACAUUAUUCCAACUCUAAUCUUUAAUGAAUUCUUGGAUAGGUAAGCUGCCGCGGACAUCAAAUUAAGGGCUCGCAAAGGAAUAAUCAGAAAACGAAGCAUCAGUACAAGUUCAGCCAUGAUCAGUUAUAUGACUGAUGAAUGGUGAACUAUUCGCUUGCACAAGGUACAACUGCACAAAACUUACUAAGUUAUAUUGGUCUAAUAAAAUGCUUCAGCAGAGGACACCCCUAACAAAUUUAAGGCAGCAAAAACAAAUGGAAGGAGAGACAUCUGCCUUCAGUCCGUUACUCAGGGUAUGGGAGAAGGUUAGGUUAAGGCAGCCUAUACAUACCUAAGGUGAUUCUUAUGGCAAUCCUGUGGUGACUGUUUGUGGAAGGCUCAAUGAGAUCGACGGUUUUCUGCAUCUGUCAUAGUGGAUGUCCCUAUAAGUGGUAACACGGCCAAUCGCUCAAGCAAUCGUCAUGCUUCGUGUACCGUCAAUGUUUCUCUAUUUAAUCGUUGUGUCGAUUCAAAAGAACAAUGAAAGGAUGAAUCGACUUCAUUUCCUAGCUUCAUGAGCUUGCGGCUUUCGUCCGAGCGGUUAAUGGACUUUUCAAAACGUGGCUCGCAUUUUCGGACUCGUAGUUUUGUAACGGACUGUUUUUGUUUUUUUUUGUUCUUUCUCUAGAAUCAGACAUUUUGUCUCGCAGCAAAAAGUUCGGUUCUUUAUUUCAUUAAGGAAUAAUGUUUUAGAUGUUCAUUGCCUCAUUGAGAUUACAAAAAAAAAAGUUCAUCAGGCACGCGACUAUUUUGAAUGGCCAAAAUGGUAAUCAAAAGCCACGUACGAUACACAUUAUCGAUAGAUACGACCAUCGAGGUCAAUGGUCAGAGCCCAUGGGAAAGCCUCUGUGUGAACUUUAGUUUGCAUAAGAGACUCGUUUUCCUCUCAUUUUAACAGCUAAAUUUCACAUUCGCACUGUCCUUACGUGAUUAAGGACACUACACGUUCUAUCGUAUAUGCACGGAAACACGAAAUAAUAAUAUUUAGGCCAGUGAUCAUGAAGAUCGCGGCAGUUCUUCUAAAUUGCCUUACUCAGAGUGAAUGAGUCUCUGGCAAAUGCUACAAUAUAGAUAGCUCUAAGAAGAGUACCAAUAGUCUCUCAGACACUCGAGAAAAAUCUUGUUUACUAGCUUAUCUAUGGUACGAUUCGAUAACAAGAACUUGUUUUUUUCAAUUUCAUCGCUGUCAUUUUAAACAUAAAGUUAAUUCAAUGUAAUUACUGCUUGUGUAAUUCACUCACCGUUUUGGCUAAGGCACGAAUUGACUAUAAUUCAUAGUUUUUUUUUUUUUAAGGUUAAAAAAACCUCUCAGAAACCGUUCGGAAGGUGAUUUAUCCACGCUUCCGGUAAACAACUGUUGUUUCUAUUCUAUUAUUGUGUCACACUGUACACCUCGUAUAGCUAAUGGAAGUUGCUCUGUGCUAAUACCUUCUGCAAUCUAUUUAGGCGUUACAUGAUGUGCAUGUACAUACGAAAUGGCACAUUUUAACUGACAAACCCUUCAAUUUGAAAUGACUAUACGACUUGCAGCUAUUCAGUAACUAGUAGAACUUUCUUGACUUUGACCCGACCCAGUCUCCUACCAAACAAUAACCAAUGUCUGCAUCAUAGCUUUUCUAUGGUUACUUCGUAUUUAGUGGCGUAAUGGAUUUUCGUCAAUCGUAAUAGGGAGAUCAAUAUUGAGUUAGCAAUAUUCUCAUGUAAAUCCAAUUGUAUUAUAAAGUUGUUCAGCUACGGUAUUUACCGUAGGUUUUUUCGGAGGCAACCGUUGCAGAGGUAACCCAAAUAGGAGAAAUAUCAUAAGCAAUAAUGAUUGAAUCGACUCUGCGAUUGCCGGUACAGUGGUAUUUCUUGAACAUGUAACAUGUUGGAGGAAAGGCGCCAAAAUGUAUAAUGUGCAUUGUAACUUUAGACCCUCAUCCCAGCGACGGUUCAAAUAUAACUUAUUGUGUCACAUAAUUAUUCAUAUAGACGCUUAUGGGAACCCGUGUUAGCAGGCAGUAUAUGUUUUUUAUUUGUAAUCAAGAGAAGUUCGAUCCAUAGACUAUUUAUGAUGAGACGCAUAGAUAAAACAAAGGUGAAAAAAAAAGAGAAACAUACAUUUGUUUUUCGGAAAAAAAUUAUUUUUUAAUUUAAGAAAAGAACAUUAAAAUAAAGCAUUACGCCAAAAAACGUGUUUUUUUUUGUGACGCUUUACCUAGAUGUGUCCUGAAGUGAAAUUUAGUUAAAAUUUUUACUAUUGAUAAAAAGAUUUAUCGCUAAAUGACGUUUUUCUUUUUUAAUAUGAAUCAUCUGAAUGAGCAACAGCGUAGCCAAUGAAGCAACUAAACAAUUCUUCGAUGUUUCCAACAGUAUACUGUCAAAAUAUACAAUGGAUAUAUUGAACUUGUGUACGGUGCCAA